Messenger RNA from Leptomonas pyrrhocoris, 2671 nucleotides. RefSeq names its product putative protein farnesyltransferase alpha subunit. The transcript has a single exon. The coding region runs from base 287 to 2671 and encodes 794 amino acids. The record is from RefSeq and is a predicted model, not a curated record. Gene Ontology annotation, molecular function: CAAX-protein geranylgeranyltransferase activity; protein farnesyltransferase activity. Gene Ontology annotation, biological process: protein farnesylation; protein geranylgeranylation. NCBI's taxonomy places the organism in Eukaryota, Euglenozoa, Kinetoplastea, Trypanosomatida, Trypanosomatidae. Gene Ontology annotation, cellular component: protein farnesyltransferase complex; cytoplasm; CAAX-protein geranylgeranyltransferase complex.
GGGAGGAGAGGGAGUCGCGCUUCUUGCUUUUAUUAUUCUGCUCCGCCGCCCGCGUGUUACCGAGAUUCCGCAAAACCAGGAAAUCGAAACACCUGCGUGCCGGGUCUAUGGUAGCAUGUCUGCAUGUUUUGGCGCUCUUUCCCAAUCGCUGCUUCUUUCCCAUUCGCCUCACUUCGUUUCCGUCGCUGAAGUGAAUCCUCAGUAAACGAGCAGCCUUCAAGCGCAAGAAGAAGAAGAAGCAAGUGGCCUCCGUUUCCGCAUCACUGCGAGGUACUAAGCCGUAGAGAUGUCGGCUGCACCGCCUGAUCGAUCGGCCUCAUCGUCCUCCUCCUUGUUGGACACCUCUGCGCACUCCCUCAGCUCCAUCGACGGAGACCACCUCUACCAAUUGGCGUGUGUGGAAACCUUUCUCCCGCUCUCCAAGGAUGUGACGCCGGAAGAGGAGACCACCACCUCCCUCCACCCUGUAGCCCACAUCGACUACUCGCCCAACUUUAAGUUCAUCUACGGGCUCUACCGCGCUCUCCGCAGCCGGGUAGAGUACGCCGAGGCGGUCGCCCAGCAACGCCGUGGCGACCACGCAGGUCCGAUCAUCCGUGCCCUUCACACCUCGCCUGCGCGGUGGCUUUUGUUGCUCGGGUUCACCCUGCGUCAGUGCACGUCCAACUACACGGUGUGGAAGGACCGGCGUGACGUGAUUAUGUCGCCCGACGUGCUGCGGCGCGCAACGCGCGAUCGCCUUCCGGCGCAGGCGCUGCCAGAAGUGCUUCUUUCCUCCUCCGACACCACGGCCGGGGCUGCCGUGAAGGCGACGGCGCUGGCGGAAAUGAAAGAGAGCACCAAGAAGAUAGAGCUGGUCGCACAGAACUGGCUCCCCGGGGCGUCGGAUCUGUUCUGGAACAGCGAUGCGACGGCGGCGGCCGUGGAUGACGCGUUGCCCACCAUGCCGCUCAGCCCGUGGAGGGCGGUGCGCUGGGAGCUCAACGCCGUCGGUUGCUUUACGCGAUUCUAUCACAAGAACUUUCAGGUAUGGCACCAUCGCAGGGAGCUCCUCUGCUACGCCCUGCAGCAGAGCACCACCGGCUCUCCUCCGGCGGCGCACGUCGAACCGAAUGAAAGCAGCGCAGCCGCAGCAGCACUGAAGCAAUCCGUGCAGUCUCUACUCGAGAGUGAAGAGGUUUUUUCGGCCUAUUUGGAGCGACACCACGGCCUGCGUUUCGCCGACGUCGAUGAACGCGCAACGAUCAAGGCGGUGCUCGGCGAGGAGGACAGCAAGAACUACCACGCCUGGCUGCACCUCUCGUGGUACCUGCACGCCUUGCCGUUUCUGUUGCACCCGCCGAACUGGGCGGCGCUGACGGCGUUCACCGCGGCGGCGCAGCGGCCAUGGACGUUUCGCGUGCACCCGGCGUGGGCUUUCGCGUCAUCGGCGGAUUCGGCCUCCGCCCUGCCGGCAUCCCGUCGCCCAACCCUCCCCCCGAGCUCCCUCACCAACGAGAUGGACUUCACGGCGCAGCUUCUGCACCGCGACUGCCUCAACAACUCUGCCUGGUGCCACCGCUAUUCGCUCUUCAAAGAGGAUCUGCUGCGUCGACUCUGGCAGGAGCAGCAGCGACCGUGCUUUGAGUGCGGCGGCGGAGGUAGUGGUGGUGAUGGCGACAGCAACACCCAUGUCAGCGAGGCGGAGUUUCGCGACGUCGUGCACACCCUCUGCAUGGUCGAGGUGGACUUUGCGCUGCAAUGGCUCUACGUGGACCCAACAAACGAGUCUGCCUACACGCACGCUCGCAGCAUCGCCACGCUCUUCCACACCGUCGCGGUGCGGCUCGCCGUGCUGCGUGGUGCGAAGGAAAAUGCGGAGGGCACAGGCGCCAGUGUUCGCGGCAGUACGGAGGAUACACCGGCCGCGCAGGAACUUCUGCGUUACCUUCGCGAUGGCCCGUUGUGCACACCGGUCGCCGCGGCUGCCGCGGAUCUCGGUGCGCAGGCGGGGGAUGACCCGGUCGACACGGCCACCACCGCACCUGCGUGCGAUGCGGUGUUUCGCUGCAUGCGGCACCCCCGACUCGCGUGGUCGGACUACCACGAUAGCUUUUCGGUUCUUCGGCACGUGCAGCGAGUGCUGCAGACGUCGAUUCGGCAGCGCGUGACGGAGCUGGAAGGGCAGUCCGCCCGCGUACUACGUGCCGCAGCUACCACUGGAGGUGGCUCUUCGUCUUCCUCGCCAUCCCCUGCGAGUGCAACGUCUCAGAAGGUUGCGUUGUUGACCACCUUGUACGAGCGCAGCUCGCAAUACAUGCUCGACAACUUCCACCAAGUCAGCACCGCCCAGUACCUGUUGUGUCAAGCGGUGCUGGAGGAGAUGUGGGGGCUCUACUUGAGCGCAGGGCAGCGGUGUGUGGUGCAUCAACGGCGGCCGCCGGAGGCAUACAGGGAGGGAAUAAAAUCGCAGUGGAUUUCGUGUCUGCCGUGGGAAAGCGGCGAAGUAACAACAGAGGGGGACGACAAAGACGAGCAGGAAAGCGACAGGGCCGUCGCGUGCUUCCUGUGGUAUGAGGCCGCCGCGCUAGACUUGGCGAAGCGGCUCAGCGUGGAGGAUCCGAUACGAUUCAAGUACUGGAAGUUUGAGGCCAUGAACACGAUGCAGCGCGGUUACAGAGUAGUGCUGUAA